AUGGCGGCCGAAGGAACAGAUGAAAAGCAGAAAAAUGACGGUCUUUCACAUCCAGAGGUGAUGUCCCUCUUUAGCGAAAAGCUGGCGGAGAUAAUGAGUGAUCCUCUUCUUGUUGGACUGCCUAGCCAGCCUACACUUGAAGAGGUUAACUCGCAGAUUGCGCUCGAACAUGGCCGCGCCAUUGUAGUGAAUGUUCGACAACAUGACGAGAUGAGCACUGUUCUACGUAAGGAUCAGAGGAUUAAUGUUAGAAUGCCAUGCCAUUUAUUAGCAUAUCUUUAAAAAGCCCUGAAGAACGAAGAAUGUAAAAAAAAGUCUAUAAUAUGCAAGGCAAAAUUUCUCCCAGUAACCGGGCCAACCCAUUCAACGGGGCUCAUGUGAAGAGGCCCUAACUUAAAAGACAAGCAAGUUGUAGCUCCAGGUAAACAAAAGUUGAGAGCUGCUUGCCCAAAGAACAAUCUGGAAUUAUUGAAGUUUUUUUCGAGCCCUAAAAGAGAAGUAAGUAAAAACAAACAUAACAGAUGAAAUGAAACAGAUGUGUUACAUGUUGUUUUCAGCUGUUGUUGUCAUCCAAAAUGCAACUGUGCAUGACUUGAAGAAGGCAGUCCAAAGACACAUUUCACUGAAACUGUCAAGAGAAGGAGGCCCCAACAUUGUUUCUUGGUAUGUUGUAAAUUGAUGUUGUUGUCAAUGGGUUCUGUUUCAUUUAUUGGGUUGUACUGUUGUACAGUGGGAUUAAAAUGUAUUUUUGUGUAAUAUCCCCAAAGAAUGCAGUGUUUAAUUAUGUUGCGGUGUUUUUGCCUGUGCAGUGCAAUGAAAGGAGAAACUAUUUAAAUUCCGGGCCAAUGCCAGGCAAAAUUAAGUAAUUUCAAUAUCACAAAAAAAUAGUCCUCUGAGAGGACAUGAGCUUACUGGCAAUGAAUAGGCUGUAAAAAAAAGGGGCAUGGAUGUGCACCUAUGGUCCAGAGGAUAAACGUUAAUGCCAUGUGUUACAAGGACAAUUAUUUCCCAUAGUUUGUUUUUUCAAUACGUUUGUUUCCUAUUGCAAUAUGUUUGCCCUGCCUCCUAUUUGAAAACGUAUGUAAUAAGAUAGAUGCUUCUUGUGACACAUCGCGACAAGUGAUAGUAGACUGAUUGUCCAUCAAAAAGCACGCAAAUGUCGUAGUGAAAUUACUAUAAGGUAAAAUUUGUUUGAAAGUUGUUUUGAAAUUAUGCAAGUUUGUGACAUUUUAAUUGAAUGUUUACAUAGUAAAAGUGGCAGAUUCAUGUUUGCAUUUUCCCACCAACAAUUAAAAAAAUAUUCAUUACUAGUAAAACUCAACCAGCACACAUAAAGCAAUUACGAAUGGAUAGAAAUAGCAAAGAAAUUUAUCUGGCUAAACCAAUUCAAAAAUUAUCAUAAGUCAAAACAGAGCAUGUCUCCUGUAAAAUGAUAUGUGAAAGGCCAUUCCUCACAAAUGCAAACGCCUUACGUCUUUAAAAUAACAGAGCAUAAUAUCCUAUUUAACCUUACUGGCCAUAAACUAACAUACUGGUCUUUUUAGCCUGUCUUAGCCAUAAAUUUUUUGUUAGGCACAUGUAAGGACUGUUCAAGCUGUGAUGGUUCAAGGAUAAUUUAGAUGUCUGAUACUGUAAGGGUUAAAAGGUUUUUUAAUAAUAUGGAAUGAUAAAAGCAAGUUGAUUACUGUUAGAGCUUGAAGAGCUAAUAUUUUGAUUUUUUUUCACCAGGAAGCAUGUAUGGAAGACAUACUGGCUGUCAUUUGCAGGCCAGAAGUUAAUGGAGGAUCACAAACCUCUUUCCCAGUAAGUUGGGUGCAUCAGGAUUAGCAAAAUGUGAUGGAAAUUGCCUCUUGUACUCCGGGGGCUGGCUGCCGGGACCCCGGAACCCCUCACCUAUACCUGGCCAUAUUUAGCUGCAACCCAAUUCAAAUCUUGUACCCUAUCUCAGCAGUCAUUUUAACCCUUUCACUCCCAGAAGUGGCCAAAGCAAAAACUGAGAAACAUUCCAAAUUUCUUUUUGUAAAAUGCUGAGUGACAAACAGUACCCUGUUAAAGUACUGUACUGGCAAAGAGGUUUCAUUUGAAUGGUCACAUCAUAGGAUUUCAUCCACAGACUCCAAAGUUAGAACUACAUACUAAAUAAAUAGUACCAUGUGAAAGUACUGCUAAAGAGGUUUCAUUUGAAUGGUAACACCGUAGGGUUAUGUCCACAGACUCAAAAGUUAGAACUACGUACUAAAUAAAUAGUACCAUGUGAAAGUACUGCUGAAGAGGUUUUAUUUGAAUGAUAACACCAUGGGAAAGUCAGAACUAGACACUAAAAAAAAGUACCAUGUGAAAGUACUGCUUAAGCGGUUUCAUUUGAAUGGUUACACCAACGCGUUGAUCGCAUCAUAAGGCUAAGGACGUCUGAGAAACAUAGGCCACUUGUCCUGAAAUUUCCAUUCUGUUUAUUCCACAGUUACGGCAUUCAAAACAAGGAUGAGGUGACAUUUGUGAAGAGACUGAGAAAAAAAUGA
Porites evermanni is the source of this 2519-nucleotide messenger RNA. The record is from the annotation of a GenBank genome assembly. Lineage: Eukaryota; Metazoa; Cnidaria; Anthozoa; Scleractinia; Poritidae.